AGAAUCUCUCAGAGAAUGUGUAUUCUUGUGUUCUUGUCAAAAAAAAUUCUGUGUUUCUGAAAUUUUAGAGUUUUAAUAUUGAGAAUAUAUGUCCAUUUGCAAUUGUUCUAAAUGGUGAUUUUCCCUUGAGACUCUGCAACACUGCGGAUUUGCCUCUUUUCCAACAAAUUCUCAUGCACUGAGAUCAAUGAUAUUUGUUCAAUUAAUUGAUGACACCUUCGGGAGGAUAUGAACCAAACAACAAAUGCAACAGUUUAAGACGCUUUUCACUCAAACAGCUAUAAAAUAUUCAAAAGAGUGGAGCACAUUUGGCACAUUAAAUAAAUAAAUCAGUAGGAAGUGGAAGAAAAUAUAAGAUUGCCCCCGAAAAUGGUGACAAUGACAUCGGAAGCUACGGACAAAGGAACAACAUCCAAUGAGUCCAACACUUCAAUCGUCCCGAAGAAAUAUGUUACGAUGGCGGGCGGAGAAGAUGCUCCAAAUAUAUUGGUGUAUAAAAAGAUGGAGUCUAUCAUUGAACGGAUGCAGAGUGAGUCCGGUGGUGUUGCUGUUCGGACCAUUAAGGCAUUUAUGAGCAAAGUGCCAUCUGUCUUCACUGGGGCUGACUUAAUAGCCUGGAUUAUGAAGAAUUUGGAUGUUGAAGAUUUAAAUGAGGCACUUCAUUUAGCCCAUCUUCUAGCUUCUCAUGGAUAUUUAUUUCCCAUCGACGAUCAUAUUUUAACCGUAAAGAACGACGGUACCUUCUAUCGUUUUCAGACACCGUACUUUUGGCCCUCAAAUUGCUGGGAGCCCGAAAACACUGACUACGCCGUUUAUCUCUGCAAGAGAACAAUGCAAAACAAGACACGUUUGGAACUGGCUGAUUAUGAAGCAGAAAAUCUAGCCAGACUACAGAAAAUGUUCUCCAGGAAAUGGGAGUUUAUCUUUAUGCAGGCUGAAGCCCAGAGCAAAGUGGACAAGAAGCGUGAUAAAUUGGAACGAAAAGUUUUGGACUCGCAGGAACGUGCAUUCUGGGAUGUACAUCGCCCAAUGCCGGGUUGUGUUAAUACCACCGAAAUGGAUAUUAAGAAGGCGUACCGUCGUGGUGGAUCCAGUAGUUUAGGUUCUGGGUCUGCUGGGGCAUUGAGCAAUAAUCCUGUUGAACAGAUGACCCGUACAAUAGGAUUACUGAAACAGAGAAUGGAAAGGCGUACAAUUAAAAUAUCUAAAAUAGCUGAGAGCUAUAUAUCGUACUUUGAGCAAUAUAACGACUAUGAUUUUUUCCUAACAACCCCCGAACUUCCUAAUCCAUGGCAGAGCGAUAACACAGAGUUGUGGGAACAAGAUAAAUCAGCCAAGGAGGUGCCACUAAGGCGUGUUAAACGCUGGAGUUUCAGCUUACGAGAACUUCUAAAUGACCCAGUUGGGAAUGAGCAAUUUGCAAAAUUUUUGGAGAAGGAAUACAGCAGUGAAAAUUUAAAAUUCUGGGAAGCUGUGCAGAAUAUGAAGACUCUACCGCAAUCUGAGGUUAAGGAAGCAGCCCUAAAUAUCUGGAAGGAGUACAUGGCUCCUGAUGCACCGUGUCCCGUCAACGUUGACUCCCGGUCUGUAGAAUUGGCUCGUGAAGCCGUUAUGUCUUCGGGUCCCAUCAAUCGAUGGUGCUUCGAUGUUGCUGCCGCUCAUGUCUACCACCUCAUGAAGAGUGAUUCAUACUCAAGAUACUUGCGAUCUGAUAUGUAUAAGGAAAUUCUCAAUGGAUCGAAGAAGAAGGUAAAAUCCAUUCCCAACCUCUUCGGUGUUAAGCGUUAAUUGAUGGAUUGGGGAUGAAUUGAAAAUUAAACUCACUAUAUGGAUUA
Molecule: messenger RNA, 1835 nt
Organism: Phlebotomus papatasi
Lineage: Eukaryota; Metazoa; Arthropoda; Insecta; Diptera; Psychodidae
Gene: RSG7
Product: regulator of G-protein signaling 7
Exons: 5
Coding region: 370-1788 (472 amino acids)
Biological process (GO): intracellular signal transduction; G protein-coupled receptor signaling pathway; regulation of G protein-coupled receptor signaling pathway
Source: RefSeq, a predicted model, not a curated record